AUGGCGACGGCUAACACUCCACAGCUAAUAGUCUCACCGUUCACUCCAUCGCAAAUUGCCCUACCCCAGUCUGUCAGCGGUCAGCGGUUAAUAUCAUUUUUGGAUCCUCAUGUUUCCGCACCAAAUACCAGUGGCCAUAGACUCGAGGAAAUACUCUCAUGGGAUAAUGACCGACUUAGUAAUGAGAGAGGUUAUACGUGCUGGUUAUUCCCAGUGGCGUUUGGAUCAGACCUGCUCGACCAGCAGACAAUUAUUUACAUUCGUAGUCAAAAUGCAAUACUAAGGAACUUCAGAGCAUCGUUUACCCGAAUGAUGUUCUUCUACGGGUUUGAUGUUUCUUGGGAUCAAAAAGACGAGUCUCGGCUUGUAAUCAGUUAUGCACAAGACAACAGAGACGCCUUCAAACGGUGGCUAAAAGAUGCAGACCACAACCACUCGCGAAUCGCGCGAAUGCUUAUAAGCCUUCGUGUAUUCUGUCUGGAGCAAGAGGCACUUACAGCUUACGAAUCAUUUCUUACCAUUAAUGGAAACUUCGGAAGCCCCGUUUCGAAUGCUUCAUUGCAAUUGUGGACACACUCCGUAAAUGAUUCUUUGUUUGGUAUUUCUCAGGGCCUUUUGAAUUAUCAGCCGCAAUUCUUUGUAAGACGAGUGAGUGAAACCAAUGAUACCCAGCAGCCUACCUAG
This is a messenger RNA of Annulohypoxylon maeteangense, 684 nucleotides long. RefSeq lists its product as uncharacterized. The transcript has a single exon. The record is from RefSeq and is a predicted model, not a curated record. Lineage: Eukaryota; Fungi; Ascomycota; Sordariomycetes; Xylariales; Hypoxylaceae. Gene Ontology annotation, molecular function: opioid growth factor receptor activity. Gene Ontology annotation, cellular component: membrane. The coding region runs from base 1 to 684 and encodes 227 amino acids.